AUGGGAAAAUCGCAACAUGCCAUUUUCCCCAUACAAUGUGGGCCAGUUUUUUUGGGCGUCACCACAACGUUAGGUAGAGUGCUUGUGCGCGGGCCUUUAAGCUUAAGCCUUUUGGAUGUAUUCUUGGAUACGUAUAGAAAGAAGCGGGAGUUUAAUAUUUUCUAUAUAUGUUUCUAGGAAUAAAUAGCUUUUUAUGGAUAAUAGCAUUUGGAAAGCACUUCAUCGCGUAUCCAAUUAGUCAGAACAAAAUGAUUGGCUUUGUAACGACCAAAUGGGAAUAUGGCUAUAUUCCAGGCCCACAAUCUAAGAUUUCUUCCGUUCAGACUCUACAGAUAUCAAUAACCUCGAGGAUCGGCUGGGCCUAUACCAAGCAGUCAGGCUUUCUCCAGCGGAAGUGCAACAAAACAUCGCGCCAGGCGGGUGAAUUAUAUGAGACGCAGGCUCCAGAACUGAAAUGCCUGAGCUACGAGGAAUAUUUGCUGAUCGUGGAACAACUUUUUGCAAAUAGGAUGGGCUGGACUUGCGGAGAGAAUAUGGAUCAAAUAUGUGGAAAGGCCAGGGAGAGCUUGUAGUUGUGAGAUCAAUCCAUGAGAAGUGCAUUGGCCUGAUGAGGGCUAUGAUCACAUCACGUGAUCUAAUUACAUAAGCGCA
Paecilomyces variotii is the source of this 651-nucleotide messenger RNA. RefSeq lists its product as hypothetical. Bases 168 to 572 code for a protein of 134 amino acids. The transcript has 2 exons. NCBI's taxonomy places the organism in Eukaryota, Fungi, Ascomycota, Eurotiomycetes, Eurotiales, Thermoascaceae. The record is from RefSeq and is a predicted model, not a curated record.